Molecule: messenger RNA, 1767 nt
Organism: Carica papaya (papaya)
Lineage: Eukaryota; Viridiplantae; Streptophyta; Magnoliopsida; Brassicales; Caricaceae
Source: RefSeq, a predicted model, not a curated record
GUAAAGCAAAGGUUGAAUAUUUGGAUGAAUAUCUGUUGGGUUCAUCAACAAGUUGUGAUAAUGAAUCUGGUGGUACUGGUGUCCAAGCAGUUGAAGUCAGAAAUGAUGUCCACAAUAACUUUAAUGAUAACAAUGUUAAUCAGGCUGCUUUAGAAAAACAUCAAGAAUUGCGGCUAAGGGUCAAUAGCAAAUUUGCUGGAUUGCCUUUUACAGCCAAGCAAUAUUCAUCAUUGGAUGAUCACUGUGGAGCUGAAGUAACCAAAUCAGGAAAUUAUGCUGAAGGAAGUGGCAAGAUUUGCAAGUCUAUGCAGUUAUAUUCACCUGAAGUAGAGAAUUCUUUGCCUAUACAAAUUGAUGAGAUAAAAUGUUCCACCUUGCAGUCCUCUGUGAGGGUUGAACCUUCAGGUGGCAUUGAGUCCAUUGACAUGCAGAACCUAGACUUAUCCUUUACUGGACCACAGGUAAAGAGUGAAGUGGAUAGCCUGUCUGAACUCUAUGAAGAGAUGAUAGACAAUAUGACGUUGGCUGAUCGAAUUAAGUUUAGAAAAUCUAUGAGGUUUUCUGAACAGACUACAUCUAGCAGUUCUGAGUGCUUUGGGAAGGUUGUACCUUUUUCCUCUGAGUCUAGCCUCCGGAAGGUUGUACCUUUUUCCUCUGAGUCUAGUCUAUGGAAGGUUGCUCCUUUGUCCUCUGAGUCUAGCCUAGUUAUCUCAGAGUCUGCUAAACCUCGCAGUGUCAGGCGUCCAAAAAGAAAGAAGACUGCCAGGGGUUCAGUAAAAGAAGCACUAGAGGAAGAUGCCCCUGAACUCUUGCAGGUUUUGGUUAAAGAAGGUAUACUGAUUGAUGGCAUUAAGCUUUAUGGUGAGGCUGAGAGUGAUGAGGCCCUAGAUGAAUCAUUAGAUGAAGGUGGCUUCUCAGAGCUUGAAGAAGUGAUGUCAAAGGUAUUCUUUCACCGAAACUCAUCCUUGAAAUUUCCUCCUAUCCGAUGUGCAAAAGGUUCAAGACCGAGUUAUUGCUUGGCUUGUUUAUUCUCACUUGUAGAGCAGGCACGAUAUCUACAAUUCCGUAAAUGGCCUGUUGAAUGGGGUUGGUGCCGAGAUCUCAAAUCAUUUAUAUUUGUCUUUGAAAGACAUAAAAGAAUAGUGCUUGAACGUCCUGAAUAUGGUUAUGCAACAUACUUCUUCGAGCUGGUUUAUUCUUCACCAAUUGAAUGGCAGAUUAAGCGGUUGGUGACAUCCAUGAAACUCACUAGUUGCGGCAGAAUCACGCUACUUGAGAACAAACCUUUAUUGGUUGGAGAACAUUUGACUGAAGGUGAGGCGAAAGUAUUAAUGGAAUAUGGUUGGAUACCAAAUACUGGCUUGGGAACAAUGCUCAACUACUGUGACAGGGUUGUGCAUGAUAGAAAGCAUGAGAAAGAUACCUCAGAAUGGAAAUCAAAAAUAGAAAAGGUACUGAUUGAUGGUUUUAAUGGUGGAAGUAUUGUUUCAACCACCUUAGUAGAUCCCGUUACUAAGUAUGAGGAGACAGAGAACCCACAGAUUAAGUUGGAGCCUGAGUAGGUAUCAGCUUGGUACAUAGUUUUGUAAAUAUUUUGCACAGAUCAAUAAGCUUAACAGCAGGCAGAUAUGAAGUCCAUCCUGUUCAUUGCUUUCAUGUAACAAAGUUCUUGGUAGAUCUGAUAAUUUGAACUUCCAUAUUGUUUGCUUUACCCAGUUGGUGGUAAAGGUGAUGUAUAAAAAACGUCUAAAAAUCAAUUUGUGCAAA